CCAUUAAAGUAUCGUAAACGGUCACGAGGACCUGCUCCUAACAAUUGCGAUUGUUGUGGCGUUCGUGAUACGCCUGAAUGGCGUCGAGGUCCAAACGGAGCACGGACGUUGUGUAAUGCAUGUGGAUUAUACUUCUCAAAAUUUCUUCGA
Meira miltonrushii is the source of this 150-nucleotide messenger RNA. RefSeq lists its product as uncharacterized. NCBI's taxonomy places the organism in Eukaryota, Fungi, Basidiomycota, Exobasidiomycetes, Exobasidiales, Brachybasidiaceae. The transcript has a single exon. The record is from RefSeq and is a predicted model, not a curated record. The annotation marks the transcript as partial. Gene Ontology annotation, molecular function: zinc ion binding; sequence-specific DNA binding. Gene Ontology annotation, biological process: regulation of DNA-templated transcription.